Paramuricea clavata is the source of this 1373-nucleotide messenger RNA. The record is from the annotation of a GenBank genome assembly. NCBI's taxonomy places the organism in Eukaryota, Metazoa, Cnidaria, Anthozoa, Malacalcyonacea, Plexauridae.
AUGGCCGACAAUACGGGCAAUGACGUCGGUACUGAUACGAAUGAUUUCGCCGGCAAUUUGCCGCGUCGUCUACCGCUUGGGAGGACUGAAAAUUUUUGGCUUGGAAUCGCAAAUGAAAAAUCAAUCUUAGAAACAGCGCACAUCUUACAGUCGCUUGGUGACUUUAGUGUCGAAGUUGAGCAAAAUGUUCGCGAGGCGGAAGCAGAAGAAAGACGAAGAGAAUUAAAACGACGAGUUUCUGUUAAAGAAUUCUUCUCGAGUAGUUUAAAGAAAGUCUUCGAGACAUUGGACAUUAUAUUAGACUGGCUGGAACGGUCAGCCAAGAACGCCAAAGACGAGAAGAAGAAAAGUAAUGACAAGACUCAACCUCGUCUUCACGGCGACAGAACUGAUGCGGCGAAGACCAAAGAUAACGUCGACGGCAAGCAACCAAAUACUGAUGAAUACCAGAAGAAAGAAGGUGUACUGAGAGGGUUGUAUCAUAUUACAGGUAGGCUAAACCAAUAAACAAAUUUGAUUUAUUCUCUUUGAGGGCAAGGGCGCGUCAAGGGCAAGACAGGCACGACAUAGACUGCCAGACAGGAAGCUGUGACAUCCUGUUAACCUGUAGAGUGACCAAAGAUGGCAACCAACCAAAUACCUAUAAUCAACGUACCAAGUUCACUCUUCGACUAAUUAGUGUAUAUAUUUUUAUUAUUUUAGAACUUGGCUCUUACGCAUACUUUGUUAGCUUGCUUGAACUUGUUUCCAAAUCCCUUGAUCUGCCGGAGAAUCUGUAUACUGCCAAACGAGAGCAUAUCAAGGAAUGCCUUAAGGAAGUCGAAGAAAACAAGCAAAAAUUAUUUGAACUGGUGAAAACGGCGUGCGAUAUCAUGCAGGAGAUUACCAGAGAUGAUAAAUUCAACCACCGCAAAGCGGAUGCAUUCAACAGCACUGUUAGGCAAGCGAAUGUGAUUGUUGAGUCAUGCAAGGAUUUGCUAUCCGACGCAGAGGAGACCAUUGAUGAACUAAUGAAAAUCAUGAGCACAAUGAAAACUGUCUCUCGUCUUAUCCGCUUUGCUGGAUUUGGUGUAACCAUUUACAUGCUGUACCAAAUUAGCCCUUCCACAUCGACAGUGGAUAGCCUGGCUAGCUAUAUCCCACAAGCUGUUCUAACCCUAAUCUGGGAACUUGUGGGAAACUUUAGCCUGAAACACAUCGGUUUUGCAGCAUCGUGUGCAGUCGCUGGCUAUGCGUGGCUGUCCUUGUUCCCCAGCAGAGCAUAUGCAUUCCGAGACGAUCUGGAAGACUUAAAGCUGAAGCAUAAACGUCUCACUCAUGCUCUGCGUGGCUUAGAAAAAAGACUGGAAGCUGCAACCGAGUAUGUUCACUGA